AUGAGGGGUGACAGAGACCGGCGCCGUGACAGAAACCGGGACCGCGACGGAGACCGUGACAGGCACCGUGACAGGGACAGAGACGGGAAGUCAGCCAGUUUGCCCAUCAGCCCGGCAGCAGCCACGGUGGGCUUCCUUAAGCAACCUCCCAUUCAGCAGCAGAUAAACCCCUUCACCAGCAUGCCGCACACGCCACGCUACUAUGAAAUCCUGAAGAAUCGGCUGCAGCUGCCUGUCUGGGAAUACAGAGAGAGCUUUACUGACAUCCUGAUGCGCAACCAGUCCUUUGUGCUGGUGGGAGAGACGGGCUCUGGAAAGACCACACAGAUCCCUCAGUGGUGUGUGGAAACGCUGUGGUCAGUGGCCGGGCCAAAGAAGGCAGUAGCCUGCACGCAGCCCAGGAGGGUGGCAGCGAUGAGCGUGGCCCGGAGGGUUGCAGAUGAGAUGGAUGUCGUGCUGGGUCAAGAAGUGGGCUACUCCAUCAGGUUUGAGGACUGCAGCUCUGCCAAGACGGUACUCAAAUACAUGACAGAUGGAAUGUUGCUGCGGGAAGCCAUGAACGAUCCCCUGCUGGAGCGCUAUGGUGUCAUAAUUCUGGAUGAGGCUCAUGAACGCACAUUAGCCACAGACAUCCUUAUGGGGGUCCUCAAGGAAGUAGUACGCCAGAGGCCUGACCUUAAGGUCAUUGUGAUGAGCGCAACACUCGAUGCUGGGAAGUUCCAAGUGUACUUUCACAGCUGCCCACUGCUAACCAUCCCUGGACGCACGUACCCUGUGGAGAUUUUCUACACACCAGAGCCAGAGCGCGACUACCUGGAGGCAGCCAUCCGUACCGUACUCCAAAUCCACAUGUGUGAAGAAGACGAAGGGGAUGUUCUGCUCUUCCUCACUGGACAAGACGAAAUUGAUGAAGCCUGCAGGCGAAUUAAAAAAGAGGUUGAUGACCUGGGCCCCAGAGUCGGCGAAAUCAAAGUCAUCCCCCUGUACUCAACACUGCCUCCACAGCAGCAGCAGAGGAUCUUCGAGCCGCCCCCCCCCAACAAACCAAACGGUGGAAUCGGAAGAAAGGUCGUUGUGUCAACAAACAUUGCCGAGACGUCCCUGACCAUCGAUGGAGUGGUGUUUGUAAUUGAUCCCGGAUUUGCAAAGCAAAAGGUGUAUAACCCUCGUAUAAGAGUGGAAUCCCUUUUAGUUACAGCCAUUAGCAAGGCCUCUGCCCAACAGCGAGCAGGUCGAGCUGGACGGACACGUCCAGGAAAGUGUUUCCGCCUUUACACGGAGAAAGCUUACAAGACAGAAAUGCAGAACAACACGUAUCCAGAGAUCCUGAGAUCUAAUCUUGGCUCAAUAGUGCUGCAGCUGAAAAAACUGGGUAUUGAUGACCUGGUGCACUUUGACUUCAUGGAUCCCCCAGCCCCAGAGACCCUAAUGCGAGCCCUUGAGUUGCUGAGCUAUCUGGCCGCACUAAAUGACGACGGUGACCUGACGGAGCUGGGCUCCAUGAUGGCAGAGUUCCCCCUGGACCCCCAGCUGGCCAAGAUGGUCAUCGCCAGCUGUGAAUUCAACUGUUCCAAUGAGGCCCUCUCCAUUACCGCCAUGUUGUCAGUCCCACAGUGCUUUGUCCGUCCAACGGAGGCCAGGAAGGUGGCUGACGAGUCCAAGCUGCGCUUCGCCCACAUCGAUGGAGACCAUCUGACGCUGCUUAAUGUCUAUCACGCCUUCAAACAAAAUCACGAGUCCACCCAGUGGUGCUACGACAACUUUGUCAACUAUCGGUCGCUCAUUUCUGCUGACAACGUACGCCAGCAGCUGUCCAGGAUCAUGGACCGAUUCAAUCUGCCUCGAAGGAGCGUCGACUUCAGCAGCAAAGACUAUUACAACAACAUCGGCCGAGCACUGAUCACCGGCUUUUUCAUGCAGGUCGCUCACCUGGAGCGCACAGGUCACUACCUAACAGUAAAGGACAACCAAGUCGUCCAGCUGCACCCCUCCACUGUGCUGGACCACAAACCUGAGUGGGUGCUCUACAACGAGUUCGUACUCACCACCAAGAAUUACAUCCGCACAUGCACAGGCGUCAAACCAGAGUGGCUGGUGAAAAUUGCCCCGCAGUACUAUGAGAUGAGUAACUUCCCCCAGUGUGAAGCAAAGAGACAGUUGGAGCGUAUUAUUGCAAAACUCUCAUCCAAGGAAUACACUCAGUACUAA
Molecule: messenger RNA, 2208 nt
Organism: Menidia menidia (Atlantic silverside)
Lineage: Eukaryota; Metazoa; Chordata; Actinopteri; Atheriniformes; Atherinopsidae
Source: the annotation of a GenBank genome assembly